This is a messenger RNA of Seminavis robusta, 714 nucleotides long. NCBI's taxonomy places the organism in Eukaryota, Bacillariophyta, Bacillariophyceae, Naviculales, Naviculaceae. The record is from the annotation of a GenBank genome assembly.
AUGUGUCUUCGAUACGAUUAUUGGAUGAAGUUUGAUCUUGAGACCCUUCCGGAUGACAUGGUGUACCUUAUCAAGUUCGGUCAUUUGGAAACUGAGAUAGUCUCCCAAGUUCUCCGCCGACAUGAAUCCGGUAUUGAGGACCAAGCUAUCAGUGGUUUGGCUGGAACAGCUCUGACGGCCAUUGCUGACUUUUUCGAUGACAUGGAUGCUCCGGAUGAAAGCGCACCUGUGGAUAAUAACAAACCACCUUUGAUUAUCGAGCUUUACCCCACCGCAAGUGAAGAUGACUCUGAAUCUGUGCCUGACCUGGGCACUUUUGGCGAUUGCUUGGGAGAACGUCCUGCCAACAAUGCCUCCCCAGCGAGUUUUCAACAUUGCUCUCAGUUGGCGCAGCCGAGCACCUUGACUGCUGUGCGAGUGUCUGGCGAAAAGAAGAAAUCGCCGAACCCAUCACCAACCAAGCGUUGUCGGGAAGACACUUCUGGCACCACUCCCUUCAGUCAAGCCUUUCCUGACAGCGAUUGUGCCGAUGCGAAUGGUGGCUAUGAGAAGAUUGUCGAAGGUUCGGAUGCUGAUGACAUUGACAGUUCGGCGCAUGAGGAUCUCAAGAGGACAUUGGAGGAGAGCUUUGCUGAGAUGAGACGCAGAGAAGACGCCGAAGAGCAAGACGAAGAUGACGCGACGCAUCUCAAUUCUUAUCUUUACAGCAGCUGA